Messenger RNA from Drosophila busckii, 5851 nucleotides. RefSeq names its product patronin (gene Patronin). Gene Ontology annotation, molecular function: microtubule minus-end binding; calmodulin binding; spectrin binding. NCBI's taxonomy places the organism in Eukaryota, Metazoa, Arthropoda, Insecta, Diptera, Drosophilidae. The transcript is spliced from 24 exons. Bases 401 to 5692 code for a protein of 1763 amino acids. Gene Ontology annotation, cellular component: microtubule minus-end. The record is from RefSeq and is a predicted model, not a curated record. Gene Ontology annotation, biological process: negative regulation of microtubule depolymerization; neuron projection development; cytoplasmic microtubule organization.
UUUCGUGAAUUUUAUGUUAAUAGAAAGUAAUUAAUUACUUGCACAAUGCAUUGAGAUCGAGCGCGAAGUGUGUAAAAUGCAUAUGUAUAAAUCAAAGCGGCUGCAUUACGGCUGAAGAAGUGAAAAUCCGAAGCCAGAGGCCGCGGCCGCAUAAGAAAUAUAGAGAAAGAAAUAAACACAUAAUAAGGAAAGUGUGGAAAAUAAACGACAAGAUAGUAACAACAACAACAACAAUAAACCGCUUGGCCAGCUAAGAAAGUAAAGACCAACUGCAAGUGCAGCAGAGACGUAGACUGGGCGUCGGACAGCCAGUGGACGGAUCUGGCGCUGUCGCUGCUGCCAGCGUAAGCUGCAAUUUCAUAGCAAGAAUUUAAAGUGCGGUGUCAUCGACAACUUCAAUAUGGAUGCCGAAACACAGGAAAUACGACAGGCUCGUCAACGUGCUUCCGUUAAAUGGCUGCUCUCGAAGGCGUUCAACAAUCGCGUACCAGAUAAUUUGAAGGAGCCCUUUUAUCGCGAUCAUGAGAACCAGGAGCGCCUUAAGCCACAAAUCGUUGUCGAACUUGGCAAUGCCACGCUCUAUUGCCAAACAUUGACCAACUUGUACUCCGAUCCCAAUUACCAAAGCUUAAAUCACUGGUCAAUAUUACAGACGCUAGCGCGCAAGGGUACUCCAGUGGCCGAACCCUCGGACAUGCCCAUUACCGAAACGGUAUUAAUUCAAACAAAUCCGUUGCGAAUUAAUGCACACAUGUCUGUGAUAGAAUCGCUGAUGGUGCUAUAUGCCAAGGAAAUAUCCUCGGGUGAUCGCGUGAUGGCGGCCAUACGCAGAAUAUCUGGCAGCAACUAUCAGCUGGCGCAAGCUCAGAGCUAUGAGCAGGGACUGCUCGCCUGGAUAUCUCACGCCUGCGCAGCGCUCAAGAAGCGCAUUGUCAAGGAGCUGGAGUCCACGGUGCCGGAUGAGAUCGGCACACGUCUGCAGACGCCGGAUAUACCGCCAGUGCGUGAUUUUCAGGAUCUAUGCGAUGGCAUCUGCCUGGCGCUGCUCAUCUCGUACUAUUGCCCCAAAGUGCUGCCAUGGACGAGUGUGCGCAUUAACUACUUGCCCGCCGUGGAGGACUCCAUACACAAUAUACUGCUGGUGAGCAGUUUCUCACAAAAGCAUUUGCCAUACGGCGUCUUCCACAUGACGCCCGAGGAUGUUACCUACAUGCGGGGCUCGAUGAAAUUGAAUCUGGUUCUGUUGCUGACGGACUUGUUUAACCUGUUCGAGAUACAUCCAGCCAAGUGUGUAUGCUAUCCGGGCAUGGAUGGUCAGGAUGUCAUCGCUAGGCGCAGCCUGGGCGCCAAUGAGCACGGAAUCUGCCAUCGACGGGGCCUCACCACGCAGCCCGUAACACCCAUACCCGAUUUGCGCAGUGAUCUCGAUCAGCCACCCGUCGGUUCGCCCUCGAAUCGUCCGCCGUUCCAAGUACCGCAUACGGUUGCAUUAAGCGGCGGCGGCUUUAAUCGCAGAUCAACUCCGCCGAACGAUUAUCAAGCAAUGCAGUCAAAUAACUUUGAUGGCAAUCAAGCUGAAGCGUUUGUCGUGCACAAGUCACGUGGCAUUACCACACUCUCAUCAAUGCACUCGCAGCAGCAGCAGCAGCAGCAACAUUAUUCGCAGCACCAGCAACAGCAACAACAGCAGCAGCAACAGUCCCAACAGGAGCCCUUGGUUCCAGCUCGCUUGCGUCAAGCUAAAGAAAAGAACAAUGUCGAGUCUAAGGCGGACGAGAGAGGCGAUUAUAUUGCUGCGGGUCGACCAAGUAACUGGGAACAGAGCCGACGUCCGAGCUUUGCAGGUCGUCGCUCCAGGCGCAAUUCUUCCAGCGAAGAUUCGCAGCUGACAAUAGAGAAUUUUGGCGGCUCACAGGAUCAGCUGAAUACGCUGGGACGCUUCGAACGCGAACGGGAUCGGGAGCGUGAGCGCAAGCUGUCCAACACUAGCGUGGUGGAACCUGCUGUAGCCAUACGCUCCUCCAUUGCGGAUGCUCGCGGCACUUUGCAGUUGGGCUACGAUACGGACUCGGGCUCGGAGAAGCAGGAUCGCGAAACGGAAAAGUAUUUAAUGCGUCGCCAGGCCAGCGUCGAUAAUGUGCCCUCGGUGUCGGGUCACAAUCUGUCGAAUGCGGGCAGCCCCUUGCCCAUGGCGCGCAACAAGCAACAUUCCAACGAUAAAGACUAUAGCGCCGAGCACUACAACGAUGCCAGAUCCAGUGUGUACGAUGUGGAGACGACGCCAGUGCGCAAGUCUUCCACCAGCAGCAUGCCGGCGAGUCCAGCUGCCUGGCAGCUGGAAGUCUGCGACGAUGACAUGCGCUCGCUGGAGAAUGCCAGCAAGCUGUCCACCAUACGCAUGAAGCUGGAGGAGAAACGCCGACGCAUUGAGCAGGAUAAGCGGAAAAUAGAAAUGGCUUUGAUGCGGCACCAGGAGAAGGAGGAUCUAGAGUCCUGUCCUGAUGUCAUGAAGUGGGAAACAAUGAGCAAUGAAUCUAAGCGCACGCCCGAAAUGGAUGCCGUCGAUUUGGACAAAUACCAGCAAAGCAUCGCCAUUAUGAACAUGAAUCUGCAGGAUAUCCAACAGGAUAUCCAUAGAUUAGCCACGCAGCAGAGCCAAAUGCAGGCUCAGCAUCUGCAAGCGCAGCAGCUGAUGCAGGCCCAGCAAAUAGCCAACAUGCUCAACCAGCAGCAGACUUAUGGCUCGCAGCAACAUUUGGCCGACCAUCAUUAUCAGCAGCGACCCAUGCAGCAAAGCUUUGGCUCAUCACCGCAUCUUCCGCAGGCCUUCAAUGCACCCGUCAGCGCCUACAGCUCACGCCCGCCCAGUCGCGAUCCCUACCAGCAGCAGCAGCAGCAGCAACAACAGCAGACGCCCAUGCAGCUGCCGCCCAUGCAAUAUGUGAACGAGCAUGGCCAGUACAUGUCGCCGCCCCAGCACUACAUGCAACCCCAAAGCCUCUACAGCGACAACGGCACGCCCUACAACAACCACUCGCCCUACGGAGCGCCGCCGCCGCCGCAGUAUGCGCAACGCUCCAGCGUCAUCUACGACGACUACGGCCAGCCAGCGAACCACUUCUAUCUGCACGAGACCUCACCCCAGCCGGCGCAUCCGCAGCGACGCACCUGGGCGCACUCCGCUGCCGCCGCGGCCUACGAGCAACAGCAGCAGCAGCCGCCGCUGCUCGAUGUAAAUGCUUGGCAAACACAGAAGAAAAUGCAGCAGCAACAUCAGCAGCAGCAGCCUUGGCAGCCUAAUCGACCGCCUUCCAGUGUGGGCGCGCCGCAGGGAUUUGUGCUGCAUCAGAAUGGCGGCGGCGCUGGUGGUGGUGGCGGCGGCGGCGGCGGCGAGCUGCAGCAUCUGUUCCAGGUGCAGGCAUCGCCGCAGCAUAGUCAGCGCCUGCAUGGCGGCGCCAAUGGUGUUCAACGCCAGCAAUCGCUCACGAAUCUGCGCGACAAUCGCUCGCCCAAGGGCAACAUGGUGGGGGGUCCGCAGCAUAUGGCAAUGGGUCAGCACGAGGACAUGAUGGCGCCACAGAGUAUUUGCUUCAUCGGCGAUGAGGAGGAUGUGGAGGAGCUGGAACGCAACAUCAUCGAGUCUAUGCAGUCCACGCGCAUCUCGGAUUUUGUAGUGCAGCAACAGCAGCGACUGCAGCAGCAGCAGCAACAACAACAGCACCAGCAGCAGCAGCAACAGCACCAUAGUGGGCGUGGCAGCAGCUCGGAGGAUUACGACAGUGGCGAGCUCAUUUCCAACAAGCUAAACAUCACCAGCGGCAACCUAACCUAUCGCAUACCCUCACCCUCGCGACCGGCCAUACAGGCCAACAGUUUUCAGGAUCCACGCGGCGGCGGCAGCGAGGAGCCAGCCGAGAAGGGCUUCUACAUAUCGUUUGACAAUGAGCAGCCCAAGCGACCGAAGCCGCCGCUGCGCGCCAAGCGCUCGCCCAAAAAGGAAUCCAGCCGCGACAGUGUGGACAACCAAGUUGUCCUUAAACGUGAAUCACUAAGUCAACUGCACAACAAUUCUUUCUCAGCCAGCGAGGAGCCCAAACAUGUUGCCAGCCGCGCCAGCAUGAGCAUGAACAUGAAUGCCAGCGCCACCUACAACAAGUACACGGAUGAGCCGCCGGUACAGCUGCGCCAGCUGUCCCACACGAGCGCCGAGCCAGCAUCCAAUGGCCAGGAGCGGCGACACCUGGAGGACCUCACCAACCAGCCCAAGCAGCAGCCGCUGUCGCCCACACGCCUCAGCCGCACCGAGCAGAGCAAUCUCAGUGCAGCGGAGGCCAAGAACAAGGCGCUAGUCAUUGGCGUGGAUGCCACCAACCUGGAUCCGGAGAGUGUGGACGAAAUGGAGCGGCGCAAGGAGAAGAUUAUGCUGCUAUCGCUGCAGCGACGCCAGCAGCAGGAGGAGGCCAAGGUGCGAAAGGAGAUUGAGGCAGCGCAAAAACGUGAAAAGGAGCGUGAGAAGGAGGAGGAGCGUGCACGCAAAAAGGAGGAACAGAUGGCGCGACGUGCGGCCAUACUGGAGCAGCAUAAGCUCAAGAAAGCCAUCGAAGAGGCUGAGCGAGAGGGCAAGACGCUGGAUCGCAGCGAGCUGCAUGGCAAACUGACGCCACAGUCAUCAUCGGCGUCCGUGUCGCGACGACCAACGCGUGUGAUGCGUCCGCGUCCCAAAACGAUUCACGUGGAUGAUGCCAGCGUGGACAUCAGUGAGGCCUCAAGCCUCUCCAGCCGUGGCAAGAAGGGCUCGAAUUCAAACCUAACCGGCUACGGUCAACUAAGCUCAAACACAAUGAAAAGAGAUUAUUAUAGGGGCUCGCAAGACUCCCUGACUGUGAAAGAGUCCCCCGAUGAUUAUCCAAGCACUAGUUCAACUCCGAUUGGACGGCGCGGAUCCUACAAAACAUCCAGAGAGCCAGCCGUUGAAAGGGGCCGCACCCUGUCGCGUAUAUCGGUUGCUAAGGGGAGCACGCUUAAUUUCCGUGGCCGAAAGUCUAAUUCGCUAAUGAAUUUGUGCGACACAGAUUCGGGACUGGGAAGGGCCACUCCGCCGCGUCGGGCGCCGUCACCAGGAAUGGGUGCAUCAGGUAGGCAUAUGCCAUCCCCCUCUGGACCAGGCUCUUUGCCGCCAGGUUUGAUAUCGAAGCGUCGCGGAUUUGAUGAUGGAUCAAGCCUUAACUCAUUAACUGCAAACGCAUUUAACAUGGACUAUUCGGGUCCGAAGCUGUAUAAGCAGCCGGCGGCGAAAUCUAAUCGCGGCAUUAUAUUGAACGCCGUGGAGUAUUGCGUCUUUCCGGGCGCGGUCAACCGUGAAGCCAAACAAAAAGUGCUCGAGAAGAUUGCGCGCUCAGAGGCGAAGCACUUUCUUGUGCUCUUCCGUGAUGCGGGCUGCCAAUUCCGUGCCCUCUAUAGCUACGUGCCGGAGACGAAUCUGGUGACCAAGCUGUAUGGCACAGGGCCAGCGCAAGUCGAUGAUGUUAUGUUCGAUAAGUUCUUCAAAUACAACUCAGGUGGCAAAUGCUUCUCGCAGAUACACACAAAGCAUCUGACCGUCACAAUUGACGCCUUCACCAUACACAACUCGCUCUGGCAAGGCAAACGAACACAGCUGCCCAGCAAAAAGGAUAUGGCGCUUGUGAUCUAAAAGAUCAAGUAGUUCAAGGAUAUAGCGAGAGCGGGAGAGCGAGGCGGGGCAAACGAAGCGCUUGGCGCUGGCGUGCAUUUGCGCUCAUAAACUAAACUAACUUCAACUGCAGCAUUGAGACACUUUCGAUAACAAUUAAAUUCAUUUGUUUCAAUGUCA